This is a messenger RNA of Funneliformis mosseae, 570 nucleotides long. The record is from the annotation of a GenBank genome assembly. Lineage: Eukaryota; Fungi; Glomeromycota; Glomeromycetes; Glomerales; Glomeraceae.
CUGACAGGUUAGAAGAAUAUGAAACAGAAAGACUUAUCAACUUUUUGCGGAAAGAUUUUGAAUUAAGUCAUAUAGAACUUAGUGAUGGCUUUUUUACGAGACUUGAGAGGGAAAAUAUUACCGGUCAUUUAUUUCUCAAGUUAACCAGACAGGAAUUUAGAGAAUUCGGAAUGGGAUUGAGGCCAGCAUUGGAGCUUGAGGACUACAUUAAGAAGCUGUGUGAAAACUCUUAUGAAAAUGCUUUCGCAGUUGAAAUAGAUACAAUGAAGCUAGUUAGUUUUUUUAGGAACGCUAUCAAGGAGAAAAAAGCACCUGAGUUCGAUAAUUUCGCUACAGAUAAACUCAAGCUAUGGAAAGUCGACAUUUCCCUUGAAGAAGAAAAUGAAAAACUUAACCUCGUUAAUACAAAAAUAAACGUUAAUAUCAAGGAAGAGCUUGGUGGUGUGGAACUACUUCCACUUUCGAAGAUUAGCAAACACUUCACCUCUCAGCCAGCCGACGAACAUAUACAUAUAAUUGUACAGCGCCCUAUUGAGACGAAAGAAGUUCACUGCACCGCAACGUAUGGGC